This is a messenger RNA of Drosophila arizonae, 1710 nucleotides long. It is a transcript of the gene dimm, whose product is annotated as basic helix-loop-helix family member dimmed. Gene Ontology annotation, biological process: sensory organ development; positive regulation of transcription by RNA polymerase II; axon development. Gene Ontology annotation, cellular component: nucleus. The record is from RefSeq and is a predicted model, not a curated record. Gene Ontology annotation, molecular function: E-box binding; DNA-binding transcription factor activity, RNA polymerase II-specific; protein dimerization activity. NCBI's taxonomy places the organism in Eukaryota, Metazoa, Arthropoda, Insecta, Diptera, Drosophilidae.
AGCAAUUUGAGAAAAAUAUUCAUAUAAAAUGCAAAAUUAUUCAGUGAAAUGUGUUUGUGAAUAUGGCCAACAUGAUUGGGAAAAUGUUUGAUACGCAUAUUUCCUAAAGCUGAUGAAAAUUGUGAUUGCUCCACUCAGUUGUGCACGAAUUGUAUAUAUUUAUCGAUUCAUACAGUCAAUAACAAUAUUGAAAUUCAAUUGAAUUACUUUAUUGACACAAUGGACGCCACUCAACUCACCGAGCUGAUGGGCAGUCACGAUUUCAUGCAGUUGCAGCAGCAGUUGCAGCACAACAACAACAACUACAACACCGAUGGCCACAAUGGUCUCUCGCCGGAGUCUGUGGAGCGCAGCUCCAGACCUGUACGACGCGCCACACGACGCACCUCACAGCUAAGCAAUAACACCUACGAUCUGGAGAUGACCGAUUCCAGUUCGCAGAGCGACGAUACGAGCGGCGGCGGUGGCAGCAGCAACGGCGGCGGCAGCAGCACCAACAACAACAGCAGCAAUCAGCUGGGCCCCGCGCUGGGCGGACAGCGUCCCUCGAGUCGCGGACGGCAGCAGAAUGGCGGCAAUCUAACGGCCAAUGGCAGUAGCAACAACAACAACAGCGGCAGCAAUAACAACAACAACAACAACAAUCGUCGCCGCAAAGGCGCUUUAAAUGCCAAAGAGCGAAAUCUACGCCGACUCGAGUCGAACGAACGGGAACGCAUGCGCAUGCACAGCCUGAACGAUGCAUUUCAAUCGCUGCGCGAGGUCAUUCCGCACGUGGAAAUGGAGCGACGUCUGUCCAAGAUCGAGACCCUGACGCUGGCCAAGAAUUACAUUAUCAAUCUGACGCACAUUAUACUCUCGAAGCGCAAUGAGGAAGCCGCCGCCAUGGAGCUGAAUGCCGGCGCUGUGGGCGGCGUGCUGCUGACGAAUCUGACAGCCGACAGCAAUGUGGUUGCUGCUGCCAAUGGCGCCAGCAAUGGCUUGUGCUUUGACGAUGCUCUGACUACUGCCGCAGGCGCAGGCGCUGGCGGCGGUGCCUACGACUGUGCGCUGCUCGCUGCCAGCGACGGCACUCUGCUGAGUGCAGCAACGAGCGCCAAUGCCAUGCAACCGCUGCCCAUGCACAUGCACGCCGACCAGCAACAGCACCAGCAACAACAACAGCAGCAGCAGCAGCAGCAGCAACAGCAACAGCAACAGCAGCAGCAUUUGCCACACCAUCAUCACACCCAACAGCCGCAAAUGUUGCACUCCCAUGCGCAUCUAGGCAACAACAUGCUGCUGCCACAACAGCAGCAGCAGCAGCAACAGCAACAGCAACAGCAGCAGCAUUUGCCACACCAUCAUCACACCCAACAGCCGCAAAUGUUGCACUCCCAUGCGCAUCUAGGCAACAACAUGCUGCUGCCACAACAGCAGCAGCAGCAGCAGCAACAGCAACAGCAACAGCCACCGCAGCAACCUACGCUCAUACUCAAUGGUGGCACCACUUUAAAUGUGGGUGGCGUUGCUGUCGCUGUCGCUGUGGGUGGCUCCGGCAAUGUGGGCGUGUCUGGGGGCGUGGGCGUGUUUCCCGAUGUCAAUGAUAAUUUCGAUGAGCCCUUUCGGGAGUUUCUCUAAACAACCGCGAAUGGGGCUAAUUAUGUAGGUCUGUGGUAAAAUGGAUAUAAGUACACAAAAUAGAAUUUAUAGCAUACAUAAUAUCCAAAA